GGCUGUCAUUCCCAUUCAAGCCACCUUUUCUCAGUCUAAUUAAAACCUCUCCUUCUCUCUUUCAUCUUCCAUUAAUCUCUCUUCAUCUUUUCUCAAAAUCCCAUUUUUUGUUUCUGGUUUUCAUCAGUUUUAGAUCUUCAUCUUUUUCAUUUUAGAUAGCUGCCUGCAGGUUGCUCUGUUUCAUUCUGUUUUUACUCUGUUUUUGUAUAUAUCUCAACCAACAGAGCAAGUAUCAAUGGCGGCCAACAAAUUUGCAACCAUGUUGCAUAGAAACACCAACAAGAUUACGCUUAUUCUAGUCUAUGCAGUUCUUGAAUGGACUUUGAUCGUUCUCCUUCUUUUAAAUUCUCUAUUUUCUUAUCUAAUCAUCAAGUAUGCAGAGUAUUUUGGCCUUAAAAAGCCCUGUGUUUGGUGUUCGAGGCUCGAUCACAUGUUUGAAUCUUCAAAGAAAAGAGAUUCUUAUAGAGAUCUUGUAUGUGAUGAUCAUGCUAAAGAGAUUUCCAAGCUGGGGUUCUGUUCAAAUCAUCAUACUCUGUCUGAAUCAAAAGAUAUGUGUGAGGAUUGUUCGUCAUCGUCGCAUCAUGAGUUCUUAAAGGAUUAUGCUUUCUUUCCAUGGAUGAAGAAGAUUGGAAUGGUUCAAAACGGUGAAGAUGGUGCUCAAAAUGGUGAGGUGGAGGCCAAAUGUUCUUGCUGUGGAGUCAAAUUGGAGAGAAAGUUUUAUUCCCCAUAUGAGUUGUUUAAGCCUUCUUGGGAAGUCUUGGAUUAUCCCAAAAAGGAAAAUUUGAUUGAAGAAGGUGGAGAUGAUGGUCAUUUUGAUCAAAGUAGAUCAGAUUCUUUGGCUAACCAGCUUGAAGAGGUUCAGAAAAUUGCUGAAGAUAUGGGAAUUUUAAUUGAGGGAAGAGAAUUGGUGACCGAGGAGAUAUUUUCACGUAAUGAAGAGGAUAAAGUGGAUGCUGUUAUAGAGAAAGAACAAGAGUCUUCUUCUUUAAAGGAGGAAGCUUUGAAUGCUUCAAUGGAGGAUCCAUCUUGUGAUGAGAGUAAAAAAGAAGCAACUCCUGAAAUUGUGACCAAGCAUUUAGAGUUUUACAUAGAUGGAGAGGAUUGCCAUUUGAUUCCAGUUGAAUUGAUGGAUCCGGCGACAGCUGAAGUGAAAAGUGGAUACAAAUUGAGGGAGGAAGGUGAGGGAAAUGGUCAAAAUGAAGAUGUUAUUUUGGAUUUUACUAUGAAUGAUUUUGAGGCUGAAGCUGAAGUUGAGUUUGCCACGGAGAAUAUGAAGAAAAGGGUCAGUUCAGAAGAGGCAAUGGCUUCACUUUCAGCCCAUGAAAGUGAAGAACAAACAAAGGCUAUGGUGCUUGAACCAGUGGAAGAAGAGGAUGAGAAUGAGUGGUCUUCAUUUAUUCAAGCAGAAGUUGGAGAUUUGAUCGAAGAUGAGCACGUAGCACAAACGCCUCAGACUCCGUCUGUUGAUGCUCAAGAAGCUGCUGAAGCAAGAGAGGAAACAGCAGGAGGAGAUUUUAACCAAGUUUCUGAUGAUGUGUUUCAAAUGCAAAGCGAAGAAAUCAAUGGCGAAAUCUCGAUCGGGACAGAGAUUCCUGAACAUGAACCAAUUGAUGAUAUUCAAAAUGAGCAAGGCCAUUUUGCUAGUUCUUCAGAAUUGCAUGUAGAUGAUGAUGAAAAUGAUUUUAAGCAAGUUGAAGAUGGUAAUGUAGGGUUCAAGACCAUAAAAAUUGAGGGAAGUGAAGAGGCAACAAUCGAUAAUUUUUCGAAAUCUUUGGAGGUUAUCAAGAUUGAAGAAGAGAAAGUUCCUGAUACCCCAAGUUCUGUUGAUAGUCUUCAUCGAUUGCAGAAGAAAUUCUUACUACUUGAUCGAAGAGAAUCGGGAGCAGAAGAGUCCUUGGAUGGGGGAAGUGUUCUCAGUGAUAUUGAUUCUGGAGAUGGAGUGAUGACAGUAGAGGGUCUAAAAUCAACAUUGAGAGCGGAACGAAAGGCGUUGAAUGCCUUAUAUGCAGAAUUAGAAGAAGAGAGGAGUGCUUCAGCAGUGGCAACAAACCAGACGAUGGCGAUGAUAAAUAGGCUUCAGGAAGAGAAAGCGGCAAUGCAGAUGGAAGCUUUGCAAUAUCAAAGAAUGAUGGAGGAACAAUCAGAGUAUGACCAGGAAGCAUUGCAGCUUUUGAAUGAACUUAUGAUAAAGAGGGAAAGGGAGAAGGCGGAGGUAGAAAAAGAGCUGGAAUUAUAUCGAAAGAAGGUUCAGGAAUACGAGGCGAAAGAGAGGAUGAUGAUGUUGCGAAGGAGCAGAACUUCCUCUGCUUCUUGCAGCAAUGGCGAGGAUAGUGACAGUCUAUCUGUCGAUUUGAAUCACGAGGCGAGGGAAGAAGAAAGCCCGGAAAACAACCAAGAAAGCAGCAACCAGAAAACUCCUGCUGAUGCAGUUCUAUAUUUGGAGACGUCAUUGGCUAAUUUUGAGGAAGAAAGGCUAUCCAUUCUAGAGCAACUCAAGGUUUUGGAAGAGAAAUUGUUCGUAUUAAACGAUGAAGAGGAGCGAAUUUUCGAGCAUAUAAAAUCAGCUGAUCACUUACACAAAGAGAAUGGCAAUGGCUACACUGAGGAUUAUGAUUUUGAAGGUGAAACUAAUGGGCUAGCAAAUGGCUAUUUUAAAGAAAUGAAUGGGAAACUUCACUACCAAGGAAGGAAAAUUUUGGGCGCAAAGGCUAAGAGACUGCUUCCUCUUUUUGAUGCAAUUGGUACAGAAACUGAAGAUGGAAUUCUGAAUGGACAUGAGCUCGAAUUCAAUUCUGUCGCAUCACAGAACUCAUCUAUCACAAAAUUCGAACUCGACUGCAAGAGAAAUGCACUCGAGGAAGAAGUCGAUUAUGUCUAUGAAAGGCUGCAAGCCCUUGAAGCUGAUAGAGAGUUCCUCAAGCAUUGCAUCACCUCCUUGAGAAAAGGAGACAAAGGAGUAAUUCUUCUCCAAGAAAUCCUACAACAUCUUCGCGAUCUCAGAAGCGUCGAGCAUCGAGCAAGGAACAUCGAAAAUGUCAAUUCAUAAAAACAGAACUUCAUCCAAAAAGUUACAGAUUGUUCAAAUCAGAAGAUCAGCCUGAUGAUCUUAUCUUGGUGGACAACAAUUGAAAUUUCAAGGUCUACCCGUUUUUUAUUUUUUAUUUUAUUGGUUUUGGUGUCAAAAGUGGACCCAAAUUUUUGGUGGGUUGAGCUCAUCAUGCACCUUUUUUAAGGGAAAAAAAGUGAAUGAUGAGUGUCAUGUCUGUGUAGGGAAGUGAGCUUCUGAAGGCAACCAAGCUGUCAAUUUGUAUUUGUUUGUGAGCUAAGAGAGAGGCCUGGGCUCAAUGAUCCAACAAAGAUUCCAGAUUGCCAGGCAAAAUUAGGGUUAGUUUAUUAUUAGACAGUUAGGGAAUUAGCGGACCUUUUUUUUAUUUUGGUCUUUUCUUUUUUUAUUUCACAAGGGGGUUUUGUUCUUUUUUUAUUAUUUUGUAUACUAAAUGUAUCCAUCCAUCCUUCUGUAAGUAGAUAAAGCGAGUGUUUUUUAUGGUUUUUUUUAUAAUAAUAAAAUUAUAUGUAUUUAGAUUUGAAUAUU
Mangifera indica (mango) is the source of this 3592-nucleotide messenger RNA. Its product is annotated as myosin-binding protein 2. NCBI's taxonomy places the organism in Eukaryota, Viridiplantae, Streptophyta, Magnoliopsida, Sapindales, Anacardiaceae. Gene Ontology annotation, molecular function: myosin binding. The transcript is spliced from 4 exons. The record is from RefSeq and is a predicted model, not a curated record. The coding region runs from base 236 to 3046 and encodes 936 amino acids.